Messenger RNA from Mercenaria mercenaria, 1845 nucleotides. RefSeq lists its product as uncharacterized. Lineage: Eukaryota; Metazoa; Mollusca; Bivalvia; Venerida; Veneridae. The transcript has 3 exons. The record is from RefSeq and is a predicted model, not a curated record. Bases 1 to 1845 code for a protein of 614 amino acids.
AUGUUUGCAGAUGACACAACUUUAACAAGUUCGGGAUACUCUAUGCAGGAAGUUCAUUCAAAUCUCCAAACUGACCUUGACAAUGUUACCACAUGGUGCACACAAAAUGCAAUGAUAUUAAAUGCCACAAAAUCUAAUGCAAUAAUACUUAAGAAAUGGCUGAAGGACGUGGCUUCACAUCAAUGUCAAUCAGAGACGGUUCAGAUGCUGACUUCGAAAUUAUCUGUACGCCAUGUUUGGAAGAUAACAUCAGAGAAGAAGCUGUCAAAUUUUGUGCAGAAUGUAACCAGUACAACAUGUACCAGGUAUCACAGAAGAAUAGCGGCUUCAAAAUCGCACAAGCUUCUGGAUACAGAUGAUGCCAAAACCGCGUCAGUAUCUUCCAUGGUAACAAAAUGCCGAUAUCAUCCAGAUCGAGACAUUGAGAUGUACUGUGGAACACAUGACAUGGUCUAUUGUACAAAAUGUAUAGCCACGGAGCAUAGGACUUGUGAGAGUGUAAAAUACAUAGAAGACAUAACGACACCUUCUGUCCAACAAAAUGAAAAACAAGGUUUACAAGAUGAAGCUAAAGCUAUUCACGAUCAGUUAAUUGCUGCAAACAAGAAGAAACAGAAAAAUGUCGGUUCCCUUGAAGAGCAAAGAAACGAAAUACUGCGCAAUAUUCAUGAUAUCGAAAGAAAUUUAAUAGAACAUAUCGGGAAAUUAAAAAGAGAAGCAGUUGAGAGUUUGAACAAAAGGUAUUCUGAAAUAAAUAGCGAAAUGGAAUCGGAAAUCACCUUGACGGCCAAUACAAUAACAGAAGUCGACAAGUCAACAAGUAUGUUGCAAAGUGUAAGCAAUAUGAAUGCUAGACAACAAUUUGUUCAAAUGAAAUUGAUAAAAAGGACUGUAAAAGAUGCUAAGAAAUUGUUCGAAGAAAGUGAGCCACAUGCUACUAGGGUUGCUCGUUUUACUGAAAAUGUGGAUUUGAGAACCGUCUUAAUGACUGCCACUGAAUUAGGAUGUUUUGAGACAAUGAAUAAAAAUCAGAAGCUGCCUACUCCAAAACAAUAUAAAAUGAAAUCAAAGAAAGCAAUUAAAGUCAGAAUGCCAAAUGAUAAUACUGAUUGCUAUAUAUUUGAUACAUGCCAGCUUCAUGACGGUACGAUCAUACUGACUGACUGUAAUAACAAAAAAGUGAAAUGGCUUGACGUGAAUUAUAAAGUAAAGUGUCAUUGUAUUCUCAAUGACCGUCCUAGGGACAUCUGUUGUACUACCCAGAAUGAAGUUGCUGUGAAAAUGAACAACAACAAAGUUCAGUUUAUAUCGGUUGAUAGUUCGUUAGCUAUACUGAGAGAUAUAUCGAUAGAAGGUGGAAGUUACUGGGGAAUGGCAUAUAUUGCUGGAGAUUUGUGGGUAUCCACCGGAAGUGGUAUCAAUGUGUACAGUAGAUCCGGUACACUUCUGAAGUCUAUCAGCAAUAACGUAAAUGGUCAGAGAAUAUUUAAAUCUUCUCCUCAGCAUAUUGCUGCCAGUGGAGAGAAUGUUAUUGUAGCAGAUGGAAGUGAUGGGGCUGUGUGUUUAGGAAGAGAUGGAACAGCGAAAAGUGAACUGCGGGACGGAAGGCUGAAUUACACCCAAGGUGUUUGUGUAUCUAGUGAUGGCACCGUGUUUCUGUCUGGAUAUAGUUCCCGAAAUAUUGUGAUGUUUAGUGGUGAUGGAAAUUGUAAAGGGGAGCUGCUAACGCAAGAAAUGGGGUUAACAUAUCUUGGUUCGCUCUACUACGACAACAAAAGAAAUUGCCUAAUUCUAGAAUGUCAUAGAAGAUGUGAUAGUAUUUACAUACUUGAAAUGUGCGAUUGA